This is a messenger RNA of Polyodon spathula (Mississippi paddlefish), 4331 nucleotides long. Its product is annotated as ral guanine nucleotide dissociation stimulator-like 1. The record is from RefSeq and is a predicted model, not a curated record. Gene Ontology annotation, molecular function: guanyl-nucleotide exchange factor activity. Lineage: Eukaryota; Metazoa; Chordata; Actinopteri; Acipenseriformes; Polyodontidae. Bases 946 to 3078 code for a protein of 710 amino acids. Gene Ontology annotation, biological process: positive regulation of GTPase activity; Ras protein signal transduction. Gene Ontology annotation, cellular component: plasma membrane. The transcript is spliced from 17 exons.
UCACUGUCGCUGGUCAGGGUGUGGUUAGGGAUUCACAAGGUCUAGUCCUGUAUUCACUGUCGCUGGUCAGGGUGUGGUUAGGGAUUCACAAGGUCUAGUCCUGUAUUCACUGUCGCUGGUCAGGGUGUGGUUAGGGAUUCACAAGGUCUAGUCCUGUAUUCACUGUUGCUGGUCAGGGUGUGGUUAGGGAUUCACAAGGUCUAGUCCUGUAUUCACUGUUGCUGGUCAGGGUGUGGUUAGGGAGUCAGAAGGUGUUUGCGGUUUCACUGUGGUUACUUUUUAACUCGGGACUAUAAAGCUCUAAAACUGACUGACACAAAGUCUAAACCCUCAUCUCCAGCGUCACACUCUGGCACAGCCUAUAAUAAAAACAUAUUGCUGUUGUGAUGUUAAGAUUUCUGAGGCGUGAUUGGAGGUGACCCUCUCUCCUCCCACUCCCACCCACGCGCUCCAGGCCAGGUUUUCCAGCUCUCUCUCUCUCACGUCUCCAGCGCUGACAUCACUGCUGCACUCCUAGUCUAUAGUGUAGCUAGUGUGAACAGCAGGCUCUGCUCACACACACCAGGGAGAGAGAGACACACACACAGCGCUGAGACACAGAGCUGUGCUGGACAGUCCUGCACACAUGUGACACAGCAAGGGAAUCCCAGCAGGGCAAACUGGGAGCACAAACUGGCAUAUACUGGGGGCAGAACACUUUGAACAAGUACUGACUGGGAAUAGGAAAUCCAGAACCAGUAGAAAUCAGGAGCUGAUAACUCUGGCCAGCACAGGCAGACACACUUUCAACCAACAAAACUGUGUCGAGAAAGAGAGGAAGAGAGGAAGAGGAGUACUGAACCAUGCCAGCAGCCCUGCAAACCAGCUCAUAAAGAACAGGAAACCACUGCAGUGCUGCUCUGUUUCUCUGUCUGGUGCAGUGGUGCUGAGGUGCCCGGCUCGCUCAUGAUCUCACACUGCCCUUUCGGGGUGCUGCAUCCCUGGAGCCCCACCAGAGAGACCCCCUUCCUCUUCGACCGGCGCCGCUCCAUCAUCAGAGACAUCCAGCAGAGCCUGGAGCUGGAGCUGCUGGAGGAGCCCAACGUGGCCCUGCAGAGAUAUCAGGCAAAGGCCCCUGAGGACAACGGCUCCUGGCAGAGUUCCGUCCAGGACUGGGGAGAGGAGGUGGAGGAGGGAGCCGUCUACAGUGUCACACUCAAGAGGGUCCAGAUCCAACAGGCUGCCAACAAGGGAGCACGCUGGCUGGGGGUGGAUGGUGACCGGCUGCCCCCCGGUCACACGAUCAGCCAGCUAGAGACGUGUAAGAUCCGCUCCAUCAAGGCCGGGACGCUGGAGCGGCUGGUGGAGACGCUGCUGACUGCCUUCGGGGACAACGACUUCACUUACAUCAGCAUCUUCCUGUCCACAUACCGGGCCUUCGCCAGCCCUGCGGACGUGCUGGGACUGCUGCUCGACAGGUACGCGAACCUGGAGAGCACUGGCAGUGACGAGCCUGGCAGCCCCACCAGCCCCCCUGACAGCAAAGCAGCUGUGCGCAAUGCCAUCGCCUCCAUCCUGCGUGCCUGGCUGGAUCAGUGCCCCGAGGAUUUCCACCAGCCCCCUGAGUACCCCAGCCUACACAAGGUUCUGGAGUACCUGCACAGGACCGUGCCGGGCUCCGACCCAGUGAGGCGAGCCCAGAACCUGCUGGAGCAGCUGCAGAGGCAGGACUGGAGCGAGUCGGAGAGCGAGGGUGGUUUCCAUGCCAACAGCAGCUUCUGCCUCGGUGAGGAUGAGGAAGUGGAGGUCGACGCUGCUGAGGAUUUCCUGAGCAUUCCGGAAGACCUGGUGGCGGAGCAGCUGACCUUCAUGGACGCAGAGCUCUAUAAGAAAGUGAUCCCUCACCACUGCCUCGGCUCCAUCUGGUCCCAGAGAGACAAGAAGGAGAACAAGCACAUUGCAACCACCGUCCGCGCCACCAUCACCCAGUUCAACAACCUUACCAAGUGUGUGGUGUGCACCGUGCUGAGGGGCCGGGACCUGAAGCCACAGCACCGUGCCAGGGUCAUCGAGAAGUGGAUCAACAUCGCGCAGGAAUGCCGGAUCCGGAAGAACUUCUCCUCCUUGCGAGCGAUCAUCUCGGCUCUCCAGUCCAAUCCCAUCUAUCGGCUGAAGAGGACCUGGGCCAGUGUCCCCAAGGACAGCAUGCUGAUGUUUGAGGAGCUCUCCGAUAUCUUCUCUGACAACAAUAACUACCUGACGAGCCGAGAGCUGCUGAUGAAGGAAGGCACUUCCAAGUUUGCGAACCUGGAGAGCUGCGUGAAAGAAAACCAGAAACGCACUCAGAAGAGGCUGCAGCUGCAGAAAGACACGGGAGCCAUGCAGGGCACUGUCCCCUAUCUGGGCACCUUCCUGACAGACCUCACCAUGCUGGACACUGCGCUGCCAGACUUCGUGGAGGGUGGUCUGAUUAACUUUGAGAAGAGACGGAGGGAGUUUGAGGUCAUUGCGCAGAUCAAGCUCCUGCAGUCCGCCUGCAACAGCUACUGCCUGAGCGCCAACCCAGCCUUCCUGCGCUGGUUCAGGAGCCAGCAGCAUUUAACUGACGAGGAGAGCUACUCCCUGUCCUGUGAGAUCGAAGGCGUCGCAGACAGCAGCCCCACAUCCCCAAAGCCUCGCAAGAGCAUGGUGAAGAGACUGAGCCUAUUGUUCCUGGGUAUGGACGCGGUGGCCAGCAGCACGCCGGUGAAGGAGAGCCCCAAGUCGCCCCCUAGUGGCAGCUCUGGGGAGAGCAUGGACUCGGUCAGCAUCUCGUCUAGCGACUCCAGCCCCUUGGAGCUUGAGGUGGCCUGCCUGACCCCCGAUGCACCCAUGAAGAAGCUCUCCUCGUCCUCGUCCUGCUCCUCAAUCCACUCCAUGGACACCUUGUCUUCAUCCCCCUCGCUGCCGGAGCCCCCCCCCACGCACAGGCGCUCCAUGUCGGGCUCCAGCGCACUCCCCCUGCCCGUCUACAACCAGCAGAACGAGGACAGCUGCAUCAUCCGGGUCAGCGUGCAGGCCAGCAACGGGAACCUGUACAAGAGCAUCCUGAGCUGCUGAUCCCAGACAAUGCCAAUGUGUUCUACGCCAUGAACAGCUCGGCCAACUUCGACUUCCUCCUGCGACACAAGGACUGGGCUGUGGGGGGCGGGUGGUGAAACUCCACAGCCACUCGAGCGCCACACUGCCGCGGGCCUGCCGGGGGGGGCUGCCUGAGCAACCGGCUGAGCAAGGUGACCCUGUGAGCGGGGAGAGAGGGGCAGCCACUCCACUCGCUGACACACACAGGAUCCCAGCCGUGCAGAGGAGAGCUGGCCUGGGUAACCCUCCCAGCAGACUCCCAGGCCCUGUCCUCGGCCUUGCGCAGCAGGGGCUCUACAGAUUGAUAUUUUGAUAUUUCAGACGUUUGGAAUAUUUUGCACACGAAGGAGAGAAAGCAGCUCCUCAUAGUUGUUUUCCUUUGUGUCCGGAAGGAGACAGGGACAGUGAUGAGUAGAUUGUAUUGAAUGAUGGAAUAAGGGAUGAAUAAGUGACAGAAAAGGGUUUCCUGAAUGUGGGCGACUCACAUGGACUGAAGAAGGGAUGGGGGUCCUUCCCUAGGCGGCUGGAUGACGAGUGCUUGUAACAAGUGUUCUGAUUGGCCCCUGAUUGGGCCCUAUUUUUUUGUUUGUUUCCCUCUCUAAUGAAUCCACUUCCUCUGGUUUUCUAUUGGUUUGUUUUUCUCUCUGGGGAGUGGCCAGAGCCUCAUCUUGGAGAGAGGAAGGAACUGACUGGUUAGUCUUCACUCCGUGGAGUUAGGUGCACUUGUUUUGGGAGAGGUGGGGUGAAGGGGAGGGUGGAUCUACCCUCGUGCUCCACCCAGCCCAGAAAUAUUUUGUAUGAUUGUUUUGUAAAUGUGUCCAAAAAAAAAAUGUAUAAGAAAGUGACAAAGGGCAAAAUAACAGAGAGAGCAGUAUUGUUCUUCAAAUCGCAUGGAGCUCCCUGUCUCUGAGACUCUCUUCAGCACGGAGCACAUGGAGCUCCCUCUCUGAGACUCUCUUCAGCACUGAGCACAUGGAGCUCCCUCUCUGAGACUCUCUUCAGCACUGAGCACAUGGAGCUCCCUGUCUCUGAGACUCUCUUCAGCACUGAGCACAUGGAGCUCCCUCUCUGAGACUCUCUUCAGCACUGAGCACAUGGAGCUCCCUCUCUGAGACUCUCUUCAGCACUGAGCACAUGGAGCUCCCUCUCUGAGACUCUCUUCAGCACUGAGCACAUGGAGCUCCCUGUCUCUGAGACUCUCUUCAGCACUGAGCACAUGGAGCUCCCUGAGA